Molecule: messenger RNA, 687 nt
Organism: Saccoglossus kowalevskii
Lineage: Eukaryota; Metazoa; Hemichordata; Enteropneusta; Harrimaniidae
Biological process (GO): regulation of apoptotic process
Molecular function (GO): protein binding
Source: RefSeq, a predicted model, not a curated record
UUAAGGCACUAAAGCGACUUUGUAAAAACAAAAUACCCGCAAGUGAUUUGUGUAGUAUGGAAGACCCUGGAGAUUUAUUAGACACACUGCGAGACGAUGAUGUCAUAUCACCAACAAAUACAACAUUCCUUGUUAAAAUGUUGAAAAAUAAGAAUGUUAGAAUGAAGACACUUGCUGAUAAAGUAAAGAAAUUUACCGACCUAUACAAUAAAAAAUUAGGACAUACCACCAAAGCAACCACAAAUGAUACGUCAUCUAUGGUUGGAAGCAAACGAAAAAGAUCUCCAGAUAACCUAUUUGGGCAGUCAGCGCAACAGAAGAAAAAGUCUACUGGCAGAAAGGGUAUUGUAUCAAGGGAACCUGGACCACGUGACACACAAGGUGACAGUGCCGUUACAGCACAUAUAACACGGGCACAUACAUCAGUAUUAUCUAGCAAACAAUCUGACACCAGAAUCAAAAGAACGAGAUCGGCAGACGCUACAAAUGUUUCAGAGUCAAAGAGGAAACAAGAUACUGAUAAGGAAAUACCAGCAUUCACAAAAAUUCUGAAGGAAAUUAGCGAUGAUCUUUGCUCCUAUGAGGUUGAAGAGAUGAAGAGUCUCCUGAUCGGUAAACAACUGUCACGAAAAGAUGAACAUAAGAUCAAAACUGGAAUGAAUCUAUUUCUUUAUUUACAAAGCACUG